This is a messenger RNA of Drosophila willistoni, 1484 nucleotides long. RefSeq names its product myb-like protein AA. Lineage: Eukaryota; Metazoa; Arthropoda; Insecta; Diptera; Drosophilidae. The transcript has a single exon. The record is from RefSeq and is a predicted model, not a curated record. Bases 193 to 1071 code for a protein of 292 amino acids.
UUGCAGACAAAUCCGGUGGAGUCUAUAAAAGCAAGAGGCUUUUCAUAUGCCGACUCAAACGCAAAAGGACAACGGGCCUGGUCGGUUCCACGAAGCCGACAGUCGGCUAAAGCAGCACAAGCAGAAUACUGAAAACAAUUAAAGAAAAAACCGGCAAUAACAAAGCAAAACAAAGCCACACCACACCACACCAUGAGUGCACCUCACGUAUGCUUUGCUGAUGAUUUGCAGGCCAAAAAACCAAACAUAACCAAAUUGAAGACUUCUAGCAAUGGCAGCUUAAACAACAACAAUAAUAACGCCAACUCCAACGCCAAUUUAAAGCUAGAAGCUUCGUCCCAGAGUUCUCCAGGCAGCAGCUUAAGUGUUUCACCAACUCCACGCUUCGAACGGAACAUGGGAUUCUUUCAGCAUCUGAGUCGACGCUUUGGGUUGAGGUCAUCGGAUGACCUGAAUCAGGCCGAUGACGUUGUUGCCGCUGCAUCUGCACAGGAAGAAGAUACACACAGUUCAUCAACCGAUUCAUGCUCCUCCACUGGGCGUGUCAACGGGCAUCAUCAUCAACAACAAAUAUCGUUGAGCAUGUCUUGCGCCUCAAGUGAAACUAGUAGCACAUUGGACAUGGAAGAGCGCGAGAUGGAUCACCCCAUUAAACAGACCAAACCUGCAACCUUAGGUCAGUCUGGCUUUUCUCGGUUGCAUCGCCGAUCCACGUCCUCACUGCGUCGUGCCUUUGAAAGUCUUUCGUUAACUUCACGCUCGUUAUCCUGCAGCGGACAUUCACCACCGCCUCCAAUAGGCAGCACCUCUCUUGCCUCUGUGUCAACUGCCAUGCCGUUAAAAUCGGCUCUUAAAUCCGCUUCUAAUGUGGAGCUGAACAAACAUCAGCAAAGGCAUCAGGCUGGCAUUCCUACUUCAUCCUCAACAUCAAAGUGCAAGGUAAAGGUAAAGCCUCAGCCUCAACGUAUUCUACGUCAACCUGUAUCCUAUACAUAUCUAAAGGGCAUGUCUGGUUUGCCCACUCAGCGGGUGCCACGCAGUUCUGUCUGCUGUCAAUAUGCAAGGCGUUAAAAGAAAACUUUACCUUACGUUUACAACUCACUUUCCUGGCGCAUUCAUAAAUGUAUAUAACCAAUAGGUAAUUCUUUGACAUUCUCGAUAAAUUACCGUAUUCAAACAGCUAACCAAUACAUUUAUAGUCGUUUUUUGGCUGUAAGGUUACAUCCAGAAAAAUUCUUUAAAAGUUUAAUUGCACAUUCACUUCAAAAUCUGUGAUAAAAAAGAAGGCAACACAAUAAGAGAAUUAUACAAAAUCCUUCGCUUUUUUUCUUCACUCGUUGUCCCGCCCUUCUUACCAUAACGAGCGCCAAAUAUAUGAAGAUAUCAAUAACCAUUUUGUAAGAUUUGAUUAAUAACUUUUGCACUUUGAGAAAUUAUAAUACCAGUAGAAUUUGUAGUUGAAAUUAUCAUAGAAAUAGUGCGUA